UGACAAAUGAAGAAACCUGUCAAGUUUGUUUUGAUGUAAAGUAAAAUUGUAAUUAUCAAUAAAAUAAAUCAAAUGUAGGGUAUUCAGGUGUAUGUUAUAUUAUACCAUAUAUUAGCAGCUAAAGUAGCAAAGUUUGUAACAAGGAAUUCUCAUGGCAACCGAAAAAGAUCUUAUAGUAAAAGAAACAAUAUAUGCAGGAACGAAAUCGGUUCCUUUUAAAGAUGGUACAAAGAUCCAUUUUCAUUUCCAAACACGACAGUGUAACAAUGAGAAAACUUUACUAGAUGACUCCAGAAAAUUGGGAACUGGAAAGCCCUUUGAGCUGGUGCUGGGGAAAAAGUUUAAGCUGGAAGUAUGGGAAGCUAUAGUACAAAAAAUGGCCCUAAAUGAAGUUGCAAAAUUUACUGUGGAUAAAAGUCUUGUGAUUCAAUAUCCUUUCGUUUCUAAAACACUUAGAGAUAUUAAUAAACCUCAUGGUGAAAGAAAUCACCAUGUGUGUGCUAUGACCCUUCAAACUACAGGAAUUGGCUACGACGACCUGAACAGUUUUCUUAAGAAUCCUACUGAUUUGGAGUUUAUAAUAGAAAUAACCAAUAUAGAACAACCUGAGUCCUACGAAAAGGAAACUUGGCAAAUGGAGGAAGGGGAGAAAAUUGAGCUAAUACCAAAAUUAAAAGAACAAGGCAAUGAAGAGUACAAAAAUAAGAAUUAUAAAAAGGCAUCUGAAUUGUAUGCUAAAGCUAUAGGUAUACUGGAGCAACUUAUGUUAAAAGAAAAACCCCAUGAUAUUGAGUGGAAUGAAAUGGAUAAACAAAAAGUGCCCAUACUUCUUAAUUAUGCUCAGUGCAAAUUACAAGAAGGUGAUUUUUACGCAGUGAUUGAGCAUUGUACGAACGUUUUAAAGUCUGAUAAAGACAACGUCAAAGCCUACUUUCGGCGAGCUAAGGGCCAUGUAGGCGCGUGGAAUGUUGAAGCGGCCAAAAAUGACUUUGAUAAAGUUAUAGAACUGGACGAAUCCCUAACUUCACUAGUUACCAAAGAAUUGAACAGUCUUGAAAUUCAAGUUAAAAAUCAAGAUUCAGAAGAUAAACAGAAGUAUAGCAAAUUGUUUACGUAAUUUAUAAACUAAUUUAUUUUUUAUAUGUCGUUAUUUUUGUUGCUCGAUUUGUUUUAAAAGUAUUAAUAAAAAAUAUUUUAAAUGUU
This is a messenger RNA of Diabrotica balteata, 1203 nucleotides long. NCBI's taxonomy places the organism in Eukaryota, Metazoa, Arthropoda, Insecta, Coleoptera, Chrysomelidae. The record is from the annotation of a GenBank genome assembly.